Molecule: messenger RNA, 485 nt
Organism: Nanorana parkeri
Lineage: Eukaryota; Metazoa; Chordata; Amphibia; Anura; Dicroglossidae
Product: SH2 domain-containing protein 1B-like
Exons: 4
Coding region: 60-485 (141 amino acids)
Source: RefSeq, a predicted model, not a curated record
UUAUAAUGCACAUUGAUUAGUUUUUGCUUUAUAUUGUAAAUAAUUCUCUGAAUUACUAAAUGGAUCUUCCUUAUUACCAUGGAGGCAUAAGUAAGCUAACUGGUGAAACUCUUCUGCUGCGUAAAGGAAAGAAGGGAAGUUAUCUGCUGAGGGACAGCGAAACAGCCUCUGGAGUCCUAUGUCUCUGUAUCUUGGUUGGAAGAAUAAUCUAUACAUACAGAAUUUUCCAAAACAGUCAUGGACAAUAUAUGGUUCAGACAGCUGAGGGCGUGAAAGAAAAAUAUUUCCACAACCUGAAGGACCUCAUCGCCUAUUAUGAAAAACCUAACAAAGGAUUGAUGCAUUUCUUGAGCAUCCCUGUAAACAAAAAUGAAGCUGAACAAAUUCAAAUUCAUGUCAAUGGAACGAUCAAACACAUGCUUCUACUGGAAGACACAUAUGCAGAGGUUGAUGAAAGAGACUAUGUGGAGGUCCUGCCUUCUUGA